AUGGAAGCGGCAAGCAAUGAGGGCUGUGAUACGUUGGGUUCGCUUCAAAAACCAAAUAACGCAAUCCAAGGAACAUUGAACGAAUGGACAUUUAGAAACUUAAAUAUUAAUUCUUUCGAUUCUUAUAUUAAAUCGGCAAGAACUGAAUUAGAAUUUAAGCAGCCCCACGGUAAAAGAACCAAAGCUGCUAAGAAACUUCAAGGAGAAGUCCGAAACCUAUUUAAAGAAGGAAACGACGAUAUAAGGAAAAAAGCUUACGAGCUGGUAAACUAUUGCGAUAACUUAGCAGAUAAUUGUCUUGAUGAAGAAAAAAUUGAACUAGUUCUUGCUAAAGCCAUAGGAGGCAGAUUUAACGAUUUGCUAAUUCCGCAAUUUUAUCUUAGUGGAGAGAAAUUAAAAAACGCCCAAGCAAAUGCUAAGCAUGGCCAGCAUGGAUCAGUAAGAGUCAGAGUCAAAAAAAGGCUUUUAGAGCCACAAGGAAACCAAUUAUUCGUUAAAUGA
Messenger RNA from Entrophospora sp. SA101, 501 nucleotides. Lineage: Eukaryota; Fungi; Glomeromycota; Glomeromycetes; Entrophosporales; Entrophosporaceae. The record is from the annotation of a GenBank genome assembly.